This is a messenger RNA of Symsagittifera roscoffensis, 2626 nucleotides long. RefSeq lists its product as uncharacterized. Bases 1082 to 2431 code for a protein of 449 amino acids. NCBI's taxonomy places the organism in Eukaryota, Metazoa, Xenacoelomorpha, Acoela, Convolutidae. The transcript has 9 exons. The record is from RefSeq and is a predicted model, not a curated record.
UUGCUGCAAAAGAGGAGCUAAAAAAGGAAAGGAAAUCCAAACUAGAAGAAACCUCUUUUUUCCCUUCCCUCUUGCACUUGAAUCAGUGUCCGGCCUUAUCCAGUUAUUACAAAAAUCAUAACUUUUUCUCCAUAAUUUUCUUAUAUAAUUCAGUAUCACUUUCCAUAAAAAAUUAAGCCAACAGCAUAAAAUUACGAGACUACAAAUUACUUCUAAAUACACCUACAUUACAAAUACAACAAUUUUAUUACAAGUCACAUGUCAAUUCCAUCGCAAAAUUGUUUUAAACGACACAUUACAGUCAGAUUUGAAUAUUGACCUGUUUGGCCCAAUUUUUUUCGGUUCGAUCAAUUUGUCCAAAAUUAAUUGAACUUCUAAAAAAAGCUUAGCUUAUUUUCAUAUUUUCCAAAACGGAAUUGGAUAUUUUUAGACGUCAAUUAAGCAGCCAAAUCUAUCAUCACUUUUGAUAACCAAAAAUAGCUGGAAAAUUGUCCGGUGGUCCAACAUAUUCCCAAAAUUUUGUCUACCCAAUUCCAAACCGGGGCCUAAAAAUUUCUAUAUUUUUACCUACUGUAAUUUACAUUUGCUGUUCGGUUUAGAUUUAAAUAUUCAUCUUUUUUUUUGGUUAUUUACAAACCGUAUUUAUUGGCAAUUAGUCUGAUGAAAACGUUAGUCAAAAUUCUUAAUUGAAGAACCCUUGUUCCCUAAAAUUGCAGCCUUUUUACACUCACUUAUUUUGAAGUGUUCAUACAAUUACCGCCAUAAUUUUUAAAUCUGAUUCUCUAACUUGAAGAGGUCAAUUUUGUGCCAUAUAAUAUUAUUUUUAAAACAAGAUAAAUCGGAUUAAUCGAAUGGAAUUUGCCUGCUGUCGUCCUCAUUCGACUUUGGGCCAUUAUCAGUUAAAUAGUUCAAAAAAAAUUACUUAUCUUUUUUGAACCUGAUUUUUUGUUGCAACAUCAAACCUUAAACUGAGUUCUAGUAGCACAAAAACUCGAGUUUUAUAAGAAAUAUAAUUAAAUAGACCUAAUUUUUUUCGACUGUUCCAAAUCUACUACAAAAAAAAACACGGCAUCGCCAAAACAUGGAGUGUCUUGACAACAUUCUGUUUAUUUUCCUGACUUUAAGCCCUUGGUCCAACUUUUUAUACUUCCCCAUCACAAUUUUAUCAUCCCCGUUCUCAAUGGGGGGACAUAUAGUCCCCUUCUUUACAUCUUCAUCUUCAUCUCUGUUGGGGGUGUCUGCCCUGUCUGCUACGGGAGGUCAUUUGGAGCAGGGGGAGAAGGAUUUACUGCUGGCUCUGUUGAACCAGUAUAGAGCCAGUCCACAGUCCAAGAGUCACAACUGGAUAAACCCUCUCCCAAAGGCAUCCAACAUGAUGCAACUGCGUUGGGACGACAGACUGGAGCAAAUAGCACAGAAUCACACGGACAAGUGUCUCUACAAGCACAACGAACACCAAGACUCCUCCCCCCUAGUCAGACAGUUCUGGAGGGACAUGGGGGACGACGUGAACGACAUCUACCUGGGCGAGACUCUCGCAUUCAUGUACUACAAUACCCACGUCGACUCUCAAGAGACCUAUUUGGGCAAAUUUGUGGAGUACAUCUUCUCUUACCAGAACGAUCUCAUCCCCUUCGAUUUCUCGCAGUGCGGGUGUGAGCGAGGUGAGUUCUGCACCCAAGAAUGGAGUCAGCUGAUCACUGUGCUAUGGGCGGAGAGUGAGUUGGUGGGCUGUGCCCAGACCAAGUGCAGGGGAGCAGUCAAUGACCACAUCAUACUCUGCAACCUAUAUCCAGGCCGAAUUAGGCCAGAACAGGGUAGACUUAUGAAGCUAGAGGACAAUACCCACGUCGACUCUCAAGAGACCUAUUUGGGCAAAUUUGUGGAGUACAUCUUCUCUUACCAGAACGAUCUCAUCCCCUUCGAUUUCUCGCAGUGCGGGUGUGAGCGAGGUGAGUUCUGCACCCAAGAAUGGAGUCAGCUGAUCACUGUGCUAUGGGCGGAGAGUGAGUUGGUGGGCUGUGCCCAGACCAAGUGCAGGGGAGCAGUCAAUGACCACAUCAUACUCUGCAACCUAUAUCCAGGGCCGUACUACGACACAUGUCCCUAUGAGAAGUUCUAUGACUGGGUGAGAUGUCCUCAGAACUACUACAAGUCCCCAGAGGGACUAUGCGUCUGUAGCGAUGAAUGUAGGUAUCACAAUGUGGACCGACGGGGAGCCGGACCUGAAGGGGGAGGGGACAAAAACAUAAUUGGGGGCGACAGAGGAGGUGGAGUGAACUCAGUGUCCAACAGGAGCCCCUCCGCCUCUCUUCAGGGGGGCAAAUCACAGUCUGCAGAUCCAUUAGUUCACAUCUUAAUCACACUCCUGCUCCCUUCAGUUUUCGCUAUUUUGAAUGAAAAAAUCAACACUGAACUGUUUCUCACGUGAUCAAUGCGUGAUAAUUUUUUCAAAUCGAGUUGAAUUAAUACAGCCAUACGGUGAUACUCUAAACUAAGUAUCAGAUAUAGAUAAGUUUGCUCUUAUUAGAUUCUGACAGGUGUCUUAAGUUGACCUGGCAUUUAAAAAAUGAUCAAAUUCUUCUACUUUAUGCCCACCUGUGAUUUUGUGAUUUUUGCCUCAAAA